GCAUUGUAUCUUCCCAGUUAAAAGGAGUUCAAAUGGAUUUUCCCAGUAGAAAGUAUGAACGCGGCAGUAACUGGUCCGAGCCUGAGGUGGUGCAGCUGUUACAGCUGUGGUCGGAUGAAGCGGUUCAGACCGAGCUUGAGAGCUGUAUAAGGAACCAGCACGUUUUUAAUCGCAUAGCGGAGGCUCUGCAUGACCGGGGAAUUUACCGCAGUGCUGACCAGUGCCGGGACAAGAUAAAGAAACUGAAGCUGGAUUACCGGCGCAUGAAAGAGAACUACCAAACCCCGCGCGGAGGAAGAGCCCGCAAGUUUUAUGAUGUGUUAGAUCGAGUUCUGAGUAGUCGACCCGCCGCCUCUUCCUCCUCUUCCUCCUCCUCCUACUGUGCUCUGUGGGGCAACGCAAACGUGCACCAGACCUUUCCCAGUUCCUCCACCUCCUCCUUCACCUUCAGCUGUCCACCUAAACCGGGAGAGCUCAUGGAGAUUAAGUUGGAAGAGCUGAAUGCAGAUGGCGAGGAAGAGCUGCUGAGUGCAGAUGAACCGCUUUGUUCAGAGGAGGAAGAGGAAGAGGAGGAAGAACAAGACUGUAAAACAGCUGGAGAAGAUAAAGAGGAGAUAGGAGAGGCAGCAGUUAGGGGUGAAAGCGCAGCCCCAUAUGCUGGAUGGUCUCCUUCAGGUUUUAGUGAUAACAUGGCUGGUUCCUCUGGUGCAGCUGUUUCCCCAGCAGCAGUUCCUGUACAAAACACAGAAAAGGCUAACCAGGAUGACCUAGGAGGUCCUAAACAUUCAAGCACAAUCCCUCAAAGGAAACGGCGUCAGCCAGUACAAGUGGGCAGCUGUGGAAGAAUGCUAGAGAAGGCACUGACUAGUUUCAUAAGCUGGCAGCGAGUCAUGGAGGAGAGAUAUAUGUCCCUGGAGGAGAUGAGGCUGCAGCAGGAGGCAAGGGCUGAGGAGCAUAGGAUACAACAAGAGGAAAGACGGGCUCAGCAGGAGAGGGAGCAUGAGCUGCGUAUCAUUUCUUUACUUACUGGGGCUUUCAGUGCAGCCAAAGGAAACAGCAACUAUAUGAACUUGGAUACCAAUACAGCAUCAGAGCAAACGUCUAUAUUUGGGCCUUCUGUGCAUCCGCCUGGUCACCUGACUUCCCUAUCUACAACCAAAACACUACAGAGAGAUCAAGGAGGUACUAAUACACCUGGAGUGUCAGAGUUAAUGUCUGACUCCUUUAUUCACCAGUCUCAUCCAGCCCCUUCCAAACUCUCAACUGUACCCCAAUCAGUAAAGACUGGUCAGAGACCAGACAAUGGAGACGCCAGAACCAACAUAUCUAACCUCAAUCCAGCAAUGUCGGAAUCAGCGUCUUUUUCUAUUCCUCUCACCCCCUCAUGUUCAGCACAGUUCUCACCUAAGGCCUCAACACUCCCCUCAGGAUCCAGCCUGCUAACGGGCAAUCAGACACUCAAGCCCAGCAAAUUCUUGUCCCAGAGAGGCAAUAGGAUCUGCCAGCAUCAGGGAAUUCUGCAGGAGGGGUACUCACAAUACCAUGCCAACAAGUAUGAUGAGAAUAGCAACCCUGAUGGCAUUAUUAAUAUGGGAACAAGUGAGAACAAGCUAUGCUUGGACCUCCUGCAGCAACGGCUGGUGCAACCUGACAUGCUUUAUGUGGAGCCAUCUCUGCUGCAGUACCCAGACUGGAAAGGCCAUUUCUUCCUAAGAAAGGAAGUGGCUGAGUUCCUGUCAGAGCACUGCAAUUCUCCAAAGCCGCUAAAAGCCGAAAAUGUGGUUGUAAUGAAUGGUUGUGGCUCUCUUUUCUCUGCAUUAGCAGCUGUACUUUGUGAUCCUGAUGAUGCAAUCCUCAUCCCAACCCCUUUUUAUGGUGCGAUUAUGGAGGAUGUUGAUUUGUAUGGCAGUGUAAAACUCUACUAUGUUCCUCUUGACAGUGAGCCCAGCCAAAAUGAUGACAAGCCAUUUCACCUCACUGUUGAAAAACUGGAGCUCUCUCUCCAGAGUGCAAAGAAAGAGGGGGUGAAUGUAAGAGCUCUUAUCCUGGUUAACCCACAAAAUCCACUCGGGGAGAUCUACACAGCAGAAGAGAUGACCUGCUUUCUGGAGUUUGCCAAAAAACAUGAGCUGCAUGCAGUUGUGGAUGAAAUCUACAUGCUGUCUGUGUUCGAUGGCUUGUUUACCAGUGUUCUUAGUCUACAAAGGUUGCCAGACCCUCAAAGGACCCACAUUAUGUGGGGCAUUAGCAAGGACUUUGCAAUGGCAGGGAUGCGGUUGGGGACGCUGUACUCUGAAAAUAACGAUUUAGUGCAGGCUCUCGAUAAGCUGGGCUGCUUUCAUGGAGUAACAGGAACUACACAGCAUCAGGUGGCUCAGCUGCUGAAGGAUAAAGAUUGGGUGAAUAACACCUUUCUGCCGGAGAACAGGCGCAGAUUACAGGAAGCCCAUCAGUAUGUCUCCACUCAGCUGAAAAGGCUUGGCAUUCCGUAUCUGCACAAGGGUGCAGGCUUCUUUAUCUGGGCUGACUUCAGCAAGUAUUUAAAGCAACAAACAUGUGAAGAGGAGCUGUGCAUAUGGAAGUGUUUUCUGAAGCACAGAGUAUUGCUGAGCUGUGGUCAGGCCUUUAGCUGCUCCUCGCCAGGCUGGUUUCGUAUCAUCUUCUCCGACCAGCACCGACGCCUCCAGAUUGGUCUUGAAAGAAUCAAGAAGACUUUAGAGGAAAUUCAAGCCUGCAACAUGAUGUCUGAUAAUGAGAAGACAAAGGCAGAAACACAAAAGCAUUACACUAAGACAUGGGACAAUAGUGAUACAGACAGCUCCAAAGACUCAACAAUGGCAGCCCUUCUUACACCAAAAGGGCAUUCGCAAGCAAAUGGAACUGUAGGUGCAAACUUGCUAUUGGCUGAUGAAGACUUGCCAAUUGUUGACAAUGGCCAAUCCACUUCUAACUCAGAGAUUCUAGACUCCCUGAUUGGUGUGUUGAGACAGCAGAUCCACUCCUCUGAUUGGCUGGAAAAGAACAGACCAAAACUGGCUGCUGGAGAAGACCCAACACAAGCUGAUGUUUUCAAAGAUCUGUUGGACAGAGCCAGGAUUUAACAGCAAUUUCAAGAGUGCAACAUUCCAGUGGAAGGGGCAGUGUUUUAACUUUAAUGUUACACCAUGACAUCAGAGAAACCCCUCUUCCACCUCCGCUCUCUGAAAAACAGCGUAUCAUUGACUCAGGGGUGAGAACAAUGUGGGUAGGUUUGGUUACAGUAUGUUAAAUAGAGUGAGGGAAACAAGUAUUUAACCGCUUGAGUUUUUCUUAUUUCAUGUACCUCCAGUGUAAACUGUAUAUCCACUACACACAUUAUGACCAUGUACUGUUAAAUAUGAAUAAAAACCUAUGUACAAAAGUA
This is a messenger RNA of Trichomycterus rosablanca, 3403 nucleotides long. RefSeq names its product 1-aminocyclopropane-1-carboxylate synthase homolog (Arabidopsis)(non-functional) (gene accs). Gene Ontology annotation, biological process: biosynthetic process; amino acid metabolic process. Bases 33 to 3101 code for a protein of 1022 amino acids. NCBI's taxonomy places the organism in Eukaryota, Metazoa, Chordata, Actinopteri, Siluriformes, Trichomycteridae. Gene Ontology annotation, molecular function: pyridoxal phosphate binding; transaminase activity. The transcript is spliced from 16 exons. The record is from RefSeq and is a predicted model, not a curated record.